CCUGUCCUGUCAUUGGCCCGGAUUAGUCAGAUAGCUGCUACCCAUAUCAUAAUUGACACUGCUGUUUACGAAAUAAUCGCAAUGGAGUCAUCUAGCAAUAACAACUACGCCUUCGUUAUAGCCCAGGCAAUGUCGAUGGUGCUUGGUGUGAGCAUGGAUGAGAUCGACCAUGCUGCAGACACAACCACUUUUGUCAAGCUAGGUGGCGAUUCAUUGUCUGCCAUCCUCAUCUCAGCAGAAUGUCAGAAAAGAGGACUUUUGAUCUCUGCCAGCAUUCUGUUGCGGACAUUAGCAGUGAGAGAAGUUAUAAGAAAAGCUGCGAAUUCGGCGCGGGCUCUGACAAUGCAUUCACCCAUACCACCCAAGUCUCCCCGUCCGCCUUCGCUUCCACUUCUCUCGAAGGCUGGUAUGGUCGCCGCCAGUACAGCAGUCCCAGCUGUAAUAGACGCCAGCCUCGAUGAAUCGUCGUAUAUACGUACCACAGUAGCGAAACCAGACCCAGAAGCUGGAAACGCAUCUUCGUUCUAUGGCGGACAAGCUAUCAUAUCUGCGAAGAGAGUUUUAGACAACAUGACCACAACCGAAUGGACGGAGCCGCAACUCCUUCUACUCCACGAGACUUCUUACAAUCCAAAGCUGAACAUAGUGACCUUACACGAAUCCUAUGAAGACUUCUGGGACGUACAAGAUGUUUACAACUCGUGGAUGAAUACAAUUCUAGCGGAGCCAAUAUUCAAAGAUCUCCUUCAUGAUUUAGAAAUAUCGCCGCAGCAACUUCUGCUUCCAAACACAAUUCAAGUCAGAACCUAUGACGAGUAUCAGAGAGAAUUCGCCAAUGCAGUUGAUGUGAAUGGUCCUAUAUCAAAAUUCACAGUCAUACACUUGUCUCAGCCUUCGCAAUCGAAGGAGAUAACGAAACCCACAGUUGCUGUCUGGCGUAUACACCAUGCAUUCAUGGACGGCUACUCCGCUCGGAUUCUGCGUGAUAAGAUUGGACGCACCCUGCGAGGAGAAACUGGCGUUGGUGCAGGGCCGUCGUUCAAGGAAACAGUGCGCUCUUUGCGAAUGUUACGAGACGAGAGAAGAGAAUUGACGCGAUGCUUCUGGGAUAGGAAACGCGAGCAGUUUCCUGCUGCGAUCGGAGAGCUGCACCUGAGUCCCCAAAGGGCAGCCAAAGCGAGAAAAGUAUCCCCUCAGGGAUUGAUCACAAUCCAAUUUCCUGAUGGGCAACUGGCAGCGGCUAGGGCAAGAACGGGGUAUACCACAACGGUGUACUUUGCUGCGGCAUGGGCUCUGACCCUUAGCAAGUUUAUGGAUUCUGACCAGAUCUACUUCGGCAUGGUUCUCUCAGGACGCGACUUGCCCAUUCCGGGAGCCUUCGAUGUUGUUGGACCCCUGAUAAAUAUAUUGCCGCUAUUCGUCACAGUGCCAGUCAAUGGCGAUAAAAUCUCCGUCGAAACGUUUUUACGGAGGAUUCACGAUGGCAUCCUCGAGUUGAACGACGUUCAACAUUCAGAGGCUACCGAGGGAUUCGACAGGCGGUUCGACUCUAUUAUGGCCACACAGCUCGAGUAUGACAAGGGAGAAGUACAGCCAAUACCAAUGCAAGAAGAUAGAGCUGGUCUUGAUAUUCAGUCCGGAGUUCCAAUGAAUCUCAUCAUCGAGGGGCAAUCUCGGUUACAGUUAUCCUAUUCAACUGCUCGUUAUGCGGAAGAGGACAUUGAAAACGUGCGGUCCGUGUUUCAAAGGAGUAUGGACUGCCUUCUGCGAAGCGGCGACGAAAACCGAUUGGUGUCAAGCAUACAGAAGGCUCUACUACCACAGGAGAUGGAAGCGAAAAUCAGGCAGUGGAGCAAUUGUACUUCCACCGAGACUUUGGACGAUGCCAAAGGGGAUGACUUAGUGACAUUGUUUGAAAGCAUCGUGGUUAGACAUCCUAAGGACGUAGCAAUCAUCCAUGGUGAACGCGGGAAGGUCUUCUAUGACGACUUGGAUCAGGCGGCGGGUAUCGUUGCGCGUGAAUUGAGCUGGAUCAAGCCCAAUGAGGCUGUUUGUGUUUACGCGGACCGAUCCGUGAACUGGAUUGCUGCGAUCUUUGGUGUGCUCAAGGCGGGUGGCGUUUACGCCCCAAUUGAUCCCUCAUCGCCGGUGUCCGUGCAGCUCGCCAAUUUCCUACGCAGCGGCGCAAGCGCUGUGCUAAUUCCCUCAUCUACUGCUACUACAGCUCAGCGCUUCUGUUCACCACGGCAGGAACAAGACAAUGCAGCUUCGUUUCAAUGCCGCGUUAUAUCCGUUGAUGAUCUUCUCGCGGAAGCCGACGCCCAGAUACGUGAUAGCUCGGCCCUUUAUCCAAGAAGACGCACCGCUCGCCCAGAUGAUCUUGCCUACAUCUGCUUCACCUCUGGUUCAACUGGACAGCCCAAGGCCGUACAAUGUACGCACAAAGGCCUGGUGGCUUUCCAGAAAGACCAUGUGGUUCGCCUGGCUGCUUCCAGAAGCAUCGUCAUCGCCCAAGUGAUGUCUCCUGUCUUCGAUGGCAGCAUUCACGAAAUCUUCUCUGCCUUGACACAUGGCGCCACUUUGCGGUUGGCGUCGCCUGAUGACCAAGACGGUCCAUUUUCGCAUUUGACGGAUAGUGAUUCUGCUAUUCUGACCCCCUCCAUCGCGAAAGUGCUGGAUCCUGACCAAUAUCCCCGACUAAGAAACGUUUACCUGGUCGGCGAAGCCGUUCCUCAAUCCGUUUGCGACACGUGGGCGAGGAAUCGCUCUCUAUAUAACAUGUACGGCCCAACUGAAACUACCUGUGGUACAACGAUAAAAAGGCUCCUGCCGAACGAGGCUGUCACUCUUGGACGACCGAAUUCGUCAAGCAGAGUGUAUAUCCUCGAUCGUAAUAAUGAUCUACUCCCACCUGGCGCGGUUGGCGAAUUGCAUAUUGCAGGAAUACAGGUAUCACGUGGAUACAUCGGCAUGCCUGAGCUGAACACGAAGCACUUCCUGGACGACCCGGUGGUUCCUGGAGCCAGCCAGAAGAUGUACAAGACUGGUGACUAUGCAUAUUGGGAUGGCGUGACCGGAGAGAUUCACAUACUCGGACGCAAAGAUCGGCAGAUUAAACUACAUGGUUUCAGGCUCGACCUUGAUGAUUUAGAAGUACGAGUUGCAAAGGCGAUUCCUGGAUGUGGAGGUGCUGCCAUCUUCCGUCGCGAUGAUCAUCUAAUAGCCGCAUAUCAAACUUCUUCAGCCAGCCCAAUCAGCGCAUUGGAUGCAAAGGCACUCAUCGGUAACGCGCUGCCCCCAUACGCUAUGCCACGAAGGAUUUUCGCCUUAGAGAGAUUUCCUUUGACCGUCGCAGGCAAGCUUGAUUACAAGGCGCUUGAAAAAAUGGCUGACAUGAGCGCCGAAAACCCAGCGAUAGAUUCACAGUCUCAGAAGAGUGUCGUGAGCGCGACUGAGAAAUUAGUUUUAGACGCUGUGCGGGACUUGAUGAAGCUCGACCCAAGCAUACCCCUAGACCGCAGCUCAAAUCUCACAGCUCUCGGCAGUCAUUCUAUCGUUCAACUACAAUUGGCAAGUCGAAUUUCUUCCUCCAUUCAGCGACGGUUUACAGUCAAGGACGUCAUAGAAAAUCCUGUGGUAUCACGUCUAGCAUCUACGAUUGAUGCAAUGAAAGAAAGUGAGGUAGCUGACGUUGCCAUGCGGAGGCCCCUUAAUCGAAAUGGUGCAAGAGCUCUUGGGGACAGUCGAAUAUCGCCCAUCGAACUCGACUGGCUUUUGAAGUAUGAGCGAAAUCUUGGGACUUCUUCAUUCAACGUCUCACACGUCUCUAAGUUAGACGCGACCUUUGAUCAACACCUAGCACUAGUAUCAGCUUGGAACACCGUCUUAGCUAGACAUGCAAUCUUGCGCUGCAGAUUUCGACGAUCAGCAACGGAUGGUAGUGCGGAAAGAUCUUACGCUACCGAGCCUCCUAGAGCCUUAUAUGUGGAAGAUUUUGACGUCCGAGCUGCUAUCAAUGCAGAAUUCUCUCUCGAGUUGGAAGACCCGAUCCGAGUGCUCGUCUCAAAACGUUACAUGAUGGUUUGCGUGAGCCAUAUUAUAUGCGACUAUACAACCCUUACUCAGCUUUUCGAGGAGUUCACUGCCGUAUAUCUUAAUACCAACCAUCAAGAAUCGUCAACGGUGUCUCCCAGGAAACGAUACCAGGAUACGACAUGUUGGAAUCUCGACGUCGAUCAGGCCACUGCUGACUUUUGGAAAUCGUACCUAUCUGGCAAGGACCUUGUGAAGAUGCCGCCGUACAUGAAAAUGUCUCGCACUUCGUAUCAUGGCAACUCCAUACUGUUCCGACUCUCGAGGGGUACAAUGUCAACCCUUGAGACACUCUCGCGAUCACCAGGUCUUACGCUACAUCAGAUUGGACUGGCGAUCGUGUCCCUAGUUCUCCAGGCUGAUAGCCCAACAAAGCAAGAUUUGCUCCUAGGCAGUCCCUAUCUCGGGAGACAGGAAGAAGAUAUGCGUACCAUUGGUCUCUUUUUACAGCCACUCCCAAUUCGAAUCCCGAGACGGCUGGACCGACGAGGAGAUAGCUUGAAAGAGCCCUCCCUGGAAACUUUCCUUCGGGCUGUACAGGAAUCCUCAAGGUCCGCUCUCAGCCAUAGCAUCGAGUGGAAUUCUCUAAUGAAGAUUCUUUCCUCUUCGGAUGACGAGGAAUGGCGUGCAGCCGCAACCACCGCGGCUCCAAACCACCCGCUAUUCGAUGCUGUGGUCACCUUCCACGAGCUUAGCGCUACUGAACCGUCGUCUUCAAUAAAUACCUUUAUUCCUGGAAUCCAACCGUUGGUUUCUUGGGCUGAGGGCGCUAAGUUCGGUAUCAUGUUCGAGUUCUCAGCCAUCAGCUCAUCUUCGGUAACGCUCCGCAUUGAGUACGAUACAUCCAUAUUCUCGAUGGAUGAGGUACGGCUGUUCGCUGCACGGAUUGACGCAGGCCUUAAACUUAUGCGUCAGAAGCCAUCAUCAAUUAAACUUGCAGAAAUAGAACGCGGGUUACUGGGUAUUAGUGGUGGAACCCCUGAUGGAAUCGAGACCGUGGAGUUUGGGACUGGCUUAGCAGAUUUAUCAUAGGAACGAAUAAAAGGGGGGCACUUAGCCUUGACUAAAACACCACGCUUACAGAUUCAAAACCACCAUUCCCACUUGAGUUAAAACUUGCAUAAUGACAUAUCAUCUCCUAGUUUCCGAGAAAUAUUUCGGUGUUUUUCAUGAUUUGGACAAAUAUCAUGUUCAUCUUCAGUGAUGUCUACGUAGGUACAAAAGGCAAUUGAUAUACGAUAUGGUAGUACUAAGGCUGUAGGGCUGAAUUAAGGGACUCGUAAAAGGGACCUAGGUAGGCAGGCAGGGUACC
Annulohypoxylon truncatum is the source of this 5404-nucleotide messenger RNA. Its product is annotated as acetyl-CoA synthetase-like protein. The transcript has 2 exons. Gene Ontology annotation, biological process: amino acid activation for nonribosomal peptide biosynthetic process; secondary metabolite biosynthetic process. The coding region runs from base 82 to 5124 and encodes 1680 amino acids. Gene Ontology annotation, cellular component: cytoplasm. NCBI's taxonomy places the organism in Eukaryota, Fungi, Ascomycota, Sordariomycetes, Xylariales, Hypoxylaceae. The record is from RefSeq and is a predicted model, not a curated record. Gene Ontology annotation, molecular function: phosphopantetheine binding; catalytic activity.